GCAUUGUUUCCUCAUCAGGUCCAACCUCCGUUCGGGUCCGUGAGAGAUCUAUUAGCUCCUCCAGACUGGAUCCCAAUGAGCGGUCAGCUUUCGACAGCUGCCCACCGCCUGUACAGAGAGGUGUUCAAGGGUGUUCACUGGUCAGAGAGCUCUGGGCUCAUUUGGACCGAUAAUCAAAGAGGCAAGAACUCGAUCCUGUGA
This is a messenger RNA of Acaulospora colombiana, 201 nucleotides long. Lineage: Eukaryota; Fungi; Glomeromycota; Glomeromycetes; Diversisporales; Acaulosporaceae. The record is from the annotation of a GenBank genome assembly.